CUAUUAACAGUGGCUACUGCUUAAUUUCUGAAGUUCACACCCCCUACCAAAUUUCUAUAAAUUCCCCCUCAUCCCUUCCUACAUUUCUUCGCUCAGCUGCUUCACAUUUCCUCCGCCCUUACUAGCUCUUCCUUUCCAAGAUCCAAUCUUCAUGAAAAUGGCUCUUGUUGGAGUUUUCUUUGUGGCUUUGCUUGCAAUGGUCUCUUGUGUUAAUAGUUAUGGUGGUGGUGGCUGGAUUAAUGCUCAUGCAACCUUCUAUGGAGGUGGUGAUGCUUCUGGCACAAUGGGUGGAGCUUGUGGUUAUGGGAACCUGUACAGCCAGGGGUAUGGUACGAACACUGCAGCUUUGAGCACUGCUCUGUUCAACAAUGGUUUGAGCUGUGGAUCUUGCUAUGAGAUUAGGUGUGCUAAUGACCCUAAAUGGUGCCUGCCUGGCUCCAUUGUGGUCACAGCCACCAAUUUCUGCCCUCCAAACAAUGCACUGCCUAACAAUGCUGGGGGCUGGUGCAACCCCCCUCAGCAACACUUUGACCUCUCACAGCCUGUGUUCCAGCACAUUGCUCAAUACAGAGCUGGAAUUGUUCCUGUAGCCUACAGAAGGGUACCCUGCAGGAGGACAGGAGGCAUAAGGUUCACAAUCAAUGGUCACUCCUACUUCAACCUGGUCCUCAUCACCAACGUCGGAGGUGCUGGUGAUGUCCAUGCUGUAGCCAUAAAGGGGUCCAGAACUGGUUGGCAACCAAUGUCAAGAAACUGGGGCCAAAACUGGCAGAGCAACACUCUUCUAAACGGACAAAGCCUCUCAUUUAAAGUCACAACCAGCGACGGCCGUAGUGUUGUCUCCAGCAAUGUUGCUCCUCCUAACUGGUCCUUCGGGCAGACGUUCUCCGGCGGCCAAUUCCGCUAGGGUGACAAUCCCGCAUGUACCCUUGGCGGCCGAAGUAUCUUCUAGGGUUUUACUUUGAUAUACUUGGGGUAUUAAAAGUAAUAUUAGGGUGACUUUAGGGUAGAUAUAAUAUAUUAAUAUUAAAUGUAAUACUGUGUGAGAGGGUCAGUGUUUGGCCUCUUGGGUCAAAAUGAGGAUUGGGGCUUAUUUUAAGUUGCCCUUUGCCCUCAUUUUGAGGUAAUAGUUAGUGUCACUCUUUGGAGGGUGUCCUACAUUUGAAGGGACCUUUUAUAUUAGUGUUGGGGUCUUUUCAAUUUUUCCUUCUGCCUUUAGAGAGGCAGAAGAUGGCAGAGGUGGACUGUCACCACCCGCCCACUACCAUUUGAAUAUUUUUUUUUUUUCUAAGCAUUAAUGUGUGGCCAUUGUAAGCAGGGGGAAUGAUGCUCCUCAGUUGCUGUAUUUGAAGUUUGAACUAUAUGAAACUAAUGUGUAGAUCUCCAAGUUUGAAC
Messenger RNA from Manihot esculenta (cassava), 1395 nucleotides. RefSeq names its product expansin-A1. The transcript has 4 exons. Gene Ontology annotation, biological process: plant-type cell wall organization. The record is from RefSeq and is a predicted model, not a curated record. Gene Ontology annotation, cellular component: extracellular region. NCBI's taxonomy places the organism in Eukaryota, Viridiplantae, Streptophyta, Magnoliopsida, Malpighiales, Euphorbiaceae. The coding region runs from base 152 to 907 and encodes 251 amino acids.